Anguilla rostrata (American eel) is the source of this 3293-nucleotide messenger RNA. RefSeq names its product SH3-domain GRB2-like 3a (gene sh3gl3a). Gene Ontology annotation, cellular component: cytoplasm; presynapse; glutamatergic synapse. Gene Ontology annotation, molecular function: protein binding. NCBI's taxonomy places the organism in Eukaryota, Metazoa, Chordata, Actinopteri, Anguilliformes, Anguillidae. The coding region runs from base 197 to 1342 and encodes 381 amino acids. The record is from RefSeq and is a predicted model, not a curated record. The transcript is spliced from 11 exons. Gene Ontology annotation, biological process: endocytosis; synaptic vesicle uncoating.
CCUUUCACGAUUUUCAACAGCAUUUUAUUCAUAGCGGAUUGACAGCUGCCUGUGGGGGGCCCAGUGAAAAAAAGCAACGAGUCUGCUGCCGCUUUUGAACAGUUCCCCCCACUUCCCAUUGUUUUCACUUUCUCUUGUUCUUUUCUGAUUCUUCCAAAUCUACUCUUGCAGCUGCUCGAUAAUAUUUAUUUUGAGGAUGUCGGUGGCUGGGUUGAAGAAACAAUUUCACAAAGCAAGUCAGCUGCUGAGUGAGAAGAUAAGCGGGGUGGAGGGGACGAAGCUGGAUGAAGACUUCAUGGAAAUGGAAAGGAAAAUUGAUGUCACCAACAAAUCUGUUUUCGACAUCCUGUCCAAAACCACAGAAUACCUCCAACCAAACCCGGCAUCCAGAGCCAAACUGGGCAUGCUCAACACGGUGUCCAAAAUCCGAGGGCAGGUGAAGACCACGGGUUACCCCCAGCCGGAGGGGUUGCUGGGCGACUGCAUGCUGCGGUAUGGCAGGGAGCUGGGAGAGGAGUCCACGUUCGGGUGCGCGUUGGUUGACAUCGGCGAGGCCAUGAAACAAAUGGCGGACGUGAAAGACUCCCUGGACAUCAACGUAAAGCAGAACUUCAUCGACCCGCUGCAGACCCUGCAGGACAAAGACUUGAAAGAGAUCGGGCAUCAUUUAAAGAAGCUGGAGGGCCGACGAUUAGACUUCGAUUACAAGAAGAAACGACAGGGGAAGAUCCCGGACGAGGAGAUCAAACAGGCGGUGGAGAAGUUCGAGGAGUCCAAAGAGCUGGCCGAGAGAAGCAUGUUCAACUUCCUGGAGAACGACGUGGAGCAGGUGAGCCAGUUGUCUGCCCUGAUAGAGGCGGCACUAGACUAUCACCACCAGUCCGCGGAAAUCCUGGAAGAACUCAACAGCAAGUUACAGAGCAGGAUAACCGCAGCGAGCAACCGCCCGAAGAGGGAGUUCAAGCCAAAGUCUAUAACGACCAGCUUAGAAACCAUUGAUAACAUACAACACAACGGGCUGUCCUACAGCUCGUCAUUCAAAUCAACAGAUAUCCAGAUCAACCACACUGUAAAUGGAAAAACGGAGCAGUUCACACCUACGCCCCUAACAUGGCCUGACAGCCCAAACGGCAAUCAGUCCGAGGUGCACCUGGACCAGCCCUGCUGCCGGUCGCUCUACGACUUCGACCCCGAGAACGAGGGCGAGCUGGGCUUCAAGGAAGGCGACAUCAUCAUCCUCACCAACCAGAUCGACGAGAACUGGUACGAGGGCAUGAUCAACGGGGAGUCCGGCUUCUUUCCCAUCAGCUACGUGGACGUCAUUGUGCCUUUGCCGCAGUGAUAAACCUCACGCUCCCCAAGCGCAAACUUUGGACCCCAAACCACUUUCACAAAGACGUUUCAUUACCGUACCAUUCAACGAUCACCCGGUUUUUUAUAUUUCCCUCGCCUUACCACACGGACUUGGGAAAGUCUUAAUUUCCUCUGUAUUUAUUUUGGGACGUUCUACUUGUGGCGCACGCCGCCUCGUGUGUGUCUUUAAUGUUUCUCUUUUAUUGGCUUGUUCUUUUUUGUGAUCUCGCAUACAGAGGGUUUUCGGUUCUCUCGCUGUGUCUGUACGUUGUUCUGCUCUGACGUGGACUUGUUUAUACCCCGCCUGCCGUGGUCUUAAGUGUUCAUGAAACACACUUUUAAACUGUGAGUAUAUUAACUGCAAUUCUAUGAAUGUUCUCACUGAGCCCCUCCGUUUACAUGGUAUCACUUAACUGUGAUGCGAGGAAUCGUAGUAAGUAUUACAAACUCUUGUGUCGAAUAAGGUCGAGAACCUUAUUGCACUCACCUUUCAAGUGCUUUUUUAAAUGUUAUUUGUAUUGCACUAAAGCUUUAGAAUUUACUUCCAUGGAUGCACAUCGUUGGUUUCCUUUUUAAUUUCAAAACAUUGCACUUUCUGUUUUCUUCCUUGUUAAGAUGAAACACAUAUUUAUAUCAGUCAUAGCUGUAAGUCAUCUGUAUUGUGUGUGCAUGUGCAUGUAUAUAUAUAUAUAUAUAUAUAUAUAUAUAUAUAUACUGUACACACACACACACACACACACACAUACAAACAUAUAUAUAUAUAUAGAUUGAUAUGGACUUGUAAUUUGUACUGUAUGUGAUGAGAAUUUCUUGCCUGCUAUGUAACGUUAGUCCAAUAUUGUUGGUUGAAUGAAACUUAACAAAUUGCAAAUGUUAAUGAGGCAUAGUCCACCAUCACAUCUUCAGUCAGAUAGCUCUGCUUUUAUUAACGGAGAGCAGCAAUGCUUUUAAGUGUUGCAAGUCUUUGUAGCCAGACUCAUAGUGUUUAACUGACAGUUUCUUGUCUUUAUAGAUUUUAAAAAAUGCAAUGUACUAUAUGUUGUCCAGUGAAAUUGCCAGGGACGAUUACUAAUGAAAAUUGCAACCCUCAAAUAAUAUGAUAUAGCCAUGUCACAAAUGACUACUUAUGCCAUAUGUAUGUUAAAUUCUAUAACUGAAUGAUUUUUCCAGCAUCAUUUUUUGUAUAGAUAUGUUUCUGUAGGGGUGUCCUUACAUUCCUAUUACCCAAAACAAAAAAUUGGGUACAGCCAUUCAUUUUUUACACAAUUUCAUUUCACGUGUGUAUUUUUGUUAUUUCUGGACCGACAAAGAAGAGAAAAAUAGAUGAACAUUUGAUUGCUAGUAAAUUAAUGCAGAUAUUUUGAUACAACAAAGUAAUCAAAUGCCAUAAGUUCACUGAAACUUGACAGUAAACCCUUGAUCCUGUAAAAUAAGUGGAGACUUUAUAUCAAGGGGAAAUCAGGGAGUGUUUAAAAGGACAUUAACUGAGUAAAGCACAGCACUACUCUCUGUGCCAGUAUUUAACCUAGACUGCUGAUCCACUUCAGUGAGUCUGACAUAGAGAAAGCACCCAAUUACAAGUGGAAAAGAACCUUUAAAUAAAAUUGCAUUACAUUACACACAUCUGGACCACCUUCAUGGGUGUUAAAUGAUGGAGACUGAAUCCCAAAUAUGUCAUGAAAUUGUAGAAGCUGUCACAUCUCUACUUUGCAGUUGAGUUCUUCUACAGAAUUAUUUCUCUGGUUUUGUUCAGCUGCACUAGGAUCUAUCUCUGUUCAGUAUUCAUUUUUCCAAACCUUGGUGGAAACGUGGGACUAGAUUUAUCAGCAUUUUCCUCUUUCCUGCAGUGUAAUUUAUACAAAAUGGUUUUAUAGAUGUUGUAAAUGAAUAUAUUAAUACAUAUAUUACGUAAAUAAAUGAGAAAGAAAAUACUGAACAAA